AAUGAAGGAAAUGGCCCCAUUUGCAGAGUGCUUUUGAUGAUGUUAGACCGUAGUACCGUCAAGAUUUGCGGAUCUACUAGGAUCGUUUCCAUCUACUUACACAAGGAGUUUUAUAUACGACUUGUUCAAUGUGAGUCUGUGGGUCCUCUGCGUGAUGGUCGCGGUAGAGAUCAGAAACUCUUGCUGACCCCUCCAGAUGCACAUACAUAUAUUGCGUCUGUGUUUACCAGUUAGUUUGCUUUAUUCUCUCUCCUUGUAUUUGAAAAUUAGGCUAUGACUCCCCCUGCCGAAUUUUCAUCCCCAGCAGGAAGCCUUGUUAAUCAAGUUCUCCCAAAUGGCGCACCAGCAUUAGAGCAUGCUGAAAUGCGGAAACGGACUUACCAUGACCAUGCCAAUCUCGAUACUGCUGGACUUGAAACCGUACAUGGCGGCGCUGCGUCAAGACUGCCUAACUCGGAAGAGCACCAACUUCCAAUAAAUCACUUGCUUGGCGAGUUCCCCGUUGGUAACUUCGGUGUCAUAUCUCAUAUGACUGCGAAUCGCUCUGAAUAUUUAUCGCGUCCCCAAGACGAUUACGUCUCUGACCAUUACGACACUGAAAAUCCAAUAUUUAAUCAUAAUGUGAUUUGCUCUUCAGGACAAUCUUCUAACCCCGAAAACAAUCAUCCUAUCGCUUCAACAAUAGGUGCUACCUAUCGUGCGCCUGCUACAGACUUCUUUCAGGUCACUAUGAAUACCGGGACUCCCCAUAAUUCGAACAUAUAUGGAUAUAUGCACACUAGUGCUGUCCACGAUUUACACUUCAUCGACCCGUCGCAAGAUCUCGAACGCAUGCCGCAUCACUUAUCCCCUUCACAACUUAUGUCGGGAGAGUAUCCAUAUCCGGAUCAUGAACUGCGACUUCCUCCAGUCUCUCCACGACUUGAUGCCAACGACUUUACACCCUCCUCCACUAUUUAUUCCGAACCUCCAAUCGCCUCGGGUUUUUUUCUCCCUGAUGCAUACGCUCCCUCCUCGCUCACAUCCAACGAUGUCAUUGGCGCUCAACCUCAGUGGGGAGCCCAGUCAUUCGUCGGCGACAGCGGUGGAAUGGGCCAUGCUUCUGGCACACAGGAUAUUAGCGUCGGAUAUCCUCGUCUCCAGGAUCGCCGGUCUAUGAAUUCUUUCUACCAGCGUAACACCCGAUUAAUGGCUAACCCGGCGCUGAAUCCACCACCACCACGUAGGGAAACGCCAAAGAAGCAGACUCUGGCGUGCCAUUUCUGCCGCGAACGCAAGAUAGCUUGCAGUAAACCCGACCCAGGAAGUCCAACCAUGAGUUGCAACCAGUGUUCUAGGCGGAAUUUACCAUGCACGUAUCCGACCGAGUCUCGUAGAGGACAGCAUAAAAGAAACCCCCAGAGGAUGCGCGACCUAAAGCUCUUGUUGUAACGGAUUCAUAACAUGAUAACACGGACAACCCAUAAAACAAAAGGAAAAUACCCUCCCAGCUUCUGUAUAUAUUACGUUUGCAUAAUCUUGUAUCGUCUAACCUGCUCUUCGAACUUCGUAUGUAUCGCGGGUGUAUCGCUUACCACGUUUCUACCUUGACUAUCCCUACUUCCUUGUGUAUAUACUAUAGAUCGUCUCAAUUUUAGCUCUUCAUUUCUGGGAUCCCCAUUCUUGCCAAGCUUGCGACUAUGUACCGUGACUCGUGAAUCAGA
Lentinula edodes (shiitake mushroom) is the source of this 1703-nucleotide messenger RNA. RefSeq lists its product as uncharacterized. The transcript is spliced from 5 exons. The coding region runs from base 274 to 1431 and encodes 385 amino acids. NCBI's taxonomy places the organism in Eukaryota, Fungi, Basidiomycota, Agaricomycetes, Agaricales, Omphalotaceae. The record is from RefSeq and is a predicted model, not a curated record. Gene Ontology annotation, biological process: regulation of DNA-templated transcription. Gene Ontology annotation, molecular function: zinc ion binding; DNA-binding transcription factor activity, RNA polymerase II-specific.